Molecule: messenger RNA, 1032 nt
Organism: Cooperia oncophora
Lineage: Eukaryota; Metazoa; Nematoda; Chromadorea; Rhabditida; Trichostrongylidae
Source: the annotation of a GenBank genome assembly
AUGGCUGGUCAUUUACCAGCCUGCGUCAUCGACAACGGUACGGGAUACACAAAACUGGGUUAUGCUGGGAACUGUGAACCUCAGUUCAUUAUUCCGUCAGCUAUUGCUGUGAGAGACAAAGUAGCCAGUUCAAAUGCUGCUGCUCUUCGCUGGAAUACGUCAACUGGCGGGCGAAUAGAUGAUCUCGACUUCUUUAUUGGCGAUGAAGCUCUCUCUCCAGCCGCCGCAAACUAUUCCGCCAAGUAUCCGAUCCGUCAUGGUAUCGUUGAGGAUUGGGAUUUGAUGGAACGGUUCUGGGAGCAGUGCAUUUUUAAAUACUUGAGAGCAGAACCAGAAGACCACUUUUUCCUGCUGACAGAACCUCCUUUAAACACUCCUGAAAAUCGCGAGUACACCGCAGAAAUUAUGUUGAAUUCCUUCAAUGUCCCAGGUCUCUACAUUGCCGUUCAAGCGGUUCUUGCGUUGGCUGCCAGUUGGUCUUCUCGACCUGGAAAUGAGCGCCCGUUGACUGGACUGGUUGUUGACUCCGGCGACGGCGUAACCCAUUGCAUACCAGUUGCGGAAGGAUACGUUAUAGGAUCAUGUAUCAAGCAUAUCCCCAUCGCUGGUAGAGAUAUCACAUAUUUUAUCCAGCAAAUACUGAGAGAUAGAGAACCUACAAUUCCUUCGGAUCAAUCGUAUGAAGUGGCAAAGGCGAUCAAGGAAAGAUACUGCUACGUUUGCCCUGAUAUUCUCAAAGAAUUCAUAAAAUAUGAUACGGAUGGCUCAAAGUGGUUGAAAACCUAUCAUGGUAUUAAUAAUAUCACCAAGAAAGAGUUUGUCGUCGACGUAGGAUACGAACGUUUCCUUGGUCCAGAAAUUUUCUUCCAUCCUGAGUUCGCUAAUCCGGACUUUACUACGCCUAUUUCGGAUAUAAUCGAUAAUGUUAUACAACAGUGUCCCAUCGAUGUUCGUCGAGGCUUAUAUGAAAAUAUUGUUUUAUCAGGAGGUUCCACAAUGUUCAAGGUAGUUUUGAUGGAAAUGGUUUCGUAG